Molecule: messenger RNA, 1505 nt
Organism: Physcomitrium patens
Lineage: Eukaryota; Viridiplantae; Streptophyta; Bryopsida; Funariales; Funariaceae
Biological process (GO): translation
Cellular component (GO): large ribosomal subunit
Molecular function (GO): structural constituent of ribosome; RNA binding
Source: RefSeq, a predicted model, not a curated record
UCUAUUAUCUGAUUGUUUGUGAGGGGGCGAGGGGGCUAUCGAGGCUCGCGCGUCUUCCGUGACUCCCUUGAAGCCCAAAUCCUCGUCGAAGCUGCUCCGCUUGCGCAAUUCCUCGGAGCGUGGCCUCGCUCUCGGAUCCCUGCACAACAUUCACUUCGUGGUUUUGGCAAUUGGCAGUUGGGGUUCCUCCAAUUCGGUAGCACUAUGGCCACCGCCGCAGCGUCCAUGCUGCUGGAGUUUUCGUCUCUGCACGUCGCGGCGUCGGCUUCGGCGACCCACAGGAAUGGCAGCGCAUCGCAGAGCAAUGGGGUGAGCUCGAGAGUGAGCUGGAGUGGCCUGUGGACGGGCGGUGGCGUGCCUUCCGGGGUUGCCAGGGGUUGCCAAUGGCGGGACGUGAAGAAGGACGUCGAAGGGAGGGCGCGUGUGUGCGCUGUUGCGGAGCUUUUUGAGUCGGAGGUGUUGGGCACUGAGGAUGAGGGCGCGGCCCUUGAGGAUGCGCCUGUGAAGUCCGUGAAGCCUAAGACUGGCAAGGCCGCGUUGCCCUUGAAGAGUGACAGGACAAGGUCAAAGAGAUACUUGGAGAUUCAGAAACUUAGGGAAAAGAAAAAGGAGUACGAUCCUGAUACGGCAAUUCGGCUGCUCAAGGAUACAGCUAGUCUCAAAUUCGUUGAAACUGUGGAGGCUCAUUUCCGCCUCAACAUCGACCCUAAAUACACAGACCAGCAACUCCGUGCCACUGUCUCUUUGCCGAAGGGAACAGGACAAACAAUCAGGGUUGCCGUCCUUACCCAGGGUGAGAAGCAACAGGAAGCGAAGAAUGCUGGUGCUGACUUCGUUGGCGCUGAUGAUUUGAUUGACGAGAUUGCCCGUGGUAUGAUGGACUUCGACAAGCUCAUUGCUACCCCGGACAUGAUGCCCAAGGUUGCCAGGCUCGGAAGACUUCUGGGUCCAAGGGGUUUGAUGCCUAACCCAAAGGCAGGGACAGUUACCGUCGACGUCACAAGCGCCAUUGCAGAAUUCAAGGCAGGUAAGGUGGAGUACCGAGCAGAUAAGACCGGUAUUGUUCAUGUGCUCUUUGGCAAAUCUGAUUUUUCAGGGGACGAUCUUCUGGAGAAUCUAGUAGCUGUUGCGAAUUCUGUGGAUGCGAACAAGCCAUCAGGAGCCAAGGGCGUGUACUGGAAGUCGGCCCACGUUUGCACAACCAUGGGCCCCUCAAUCCGCAUCAACGUCUCGGAGUUGAGGGACUACAAGUUCAAGCAAACAUAGAGAUAACUUAAAUUCGGUAGUCCACAUUACGCUCUAGGUUUGUUAGUUGUUGUAGAAUACGUGUAGACACAAAUAUUUUGUGCUGCUGACCCUGCUUACAUGGGCACUACUUCCGAACUGGAGGUUGUAUUCCCAGCAUUUGCUAUCCGACUUGGACAAUUUUAAACUAGGAUCACAAGGUAUGGUUUUCUUUUUUGACAUCAGCCAUUCAUUGUUUUACAAAGAUUGUUUUUCUUGCA